Sorghum bicolor (sorghum) is the source of this 886-nucleotide messenger RNA. RefSeq names its product macrophage migration inhibitory factor homolog. The record is from RefSeq and is a predicted model, not a curated record. NCBI's taxonomy places the organism in Eukaryota, Viridiplantae, Streptophyta, Magnoliopsida, Poales, Poaceae. Gene Ontology annotation, molecular function: phenylpyruvate tautomerase activity. The transcript has 3 exons. Bases 181 to 528 code for a protein of 115 amino acids.
CAACCCAAACAGCCAAUUAUUAGCCUACUAGGCAGAGGAGAGGAGAUUCCAUUCGUUUUCCGUGUAGGAGGAUAGCGAGGGAGCGGAGUAGCAGAGACCACAGAGAGCAGUGAGCGGAGCAGAGCAGAAGGAGGAGAAGGCGGCCAGCCGGAGGCAGACGCGGAGAGGAAGCGAGCGAGGAUGCCGUGCCUGAACGUGUCGACCAACGUGAACCUGGAGGGGGUGGACACCUCCGCCAUCCUCGCCGAAGCCUCCAAGUCCGUCGCCGACAUCAUCGGCAAGCCAGAGGCCUAUGUGAUGGUUGUUCUCAAAGGUUCAGUUCCUAUGGCAUUUGGAGGUACCCAGGAGCCUGCAGCUUACGGUGAGCUCGUUUCCAUCGGAGGCCUGAGCCCUAAUGUGAAUAAGAAGCUUAGUGCUGGCAUUGCUUCUAUCCUGGAGUCAAAGCUGUCUGUUCCCAAGUCGCGCUUCUACCUCAAGUUCAAUGACUCAAAGGGCUCGGACUUCGGUUGGAAUGGCUCCACCUUCUAGACUUGAGGCCCGUAUCUUUAAUAAAGGAAAUUCAUGGUGCAUAAUGCCAUGGCUAUUGCCUGUUAAUAACAAGGUCAAUUGGUGCUGAACUGAGAAUCGAUAACUGUUGUGUGGAACUGGAACUGGGACCCAGACUUGUGUUGAGUGCCACAUGGCAUGCUUGUGCUAUCUUGUUCUUGGCUUGAGAUUAUUAUCUUGGUUGCUGGUCCAUCGGGUAUGGUAACCGUAUCUUCAAAUGGUGUCUUGUUUGUUAAUCUAGCGAAAAUCUGCCAACGGUAGUGUUGUUUUACAGCCCUACAGUUACAGUGGACAUAAGGCUGGUAACCGAGAAAUUUAAUAGCCACUAGUUGUUGCUUCA